This is a messenger RNA of Charadrius vociferus (killdeer), 495 nucleotides long. It is a transcript of the gene SREBF1, whose product is annotated as sterol regulatory element binding transcription factor 1. NCBI's taxonomy places the organism in Eukaryota, Metazoa, Chordata, Aves, Charadriiformes, Charadriidae. Gene Ontology annotation, molecular function: protein dimerization activity; DNA-binding transcription factor activity, RNA polymerase II-specific; RNA polymerase II cis-regulatory region sequence-specific DNA binding. Gene Ontology annotation, biological process: regulation of transcription by RNA polymerase II. The transcript is spliced from 4 exons. Gene Ontology annotation, cellular component: nucleus. The annotation marks the transcript as partial. The record is from RefSeq and is a predicted model, not a curated record.
AUGAAAACUAAUGGCCUGUGGUUUACAAGCUGCUUUGGGGAAGGGGUGUGUGUGGAACAGCUUGAAAGAGGCCGUGCGAGGUCCCGGCAUGGGUUGGGGCUGCCACACAUCACUGCCCUCCACCGCCGGCUGCUGAGUCCGGUCCUGCUGCAGCCCCAUUUCAUCAAGGCUGACUCCCUGCUGCUGACGGCCGUCAAGACGGAUGCUGGCAGUGCCAAGACCUCCAGCAUCGCCUCCCUGGCCACCAGUGCCAGCAGCUCUGCCACCCCGCUGCAGGCACUGGUGAGUGGAGGGACCAUCCUGGCAACGGUGCCGCUGGUGGUGGAUGCCGAGAAGCUGCCCAUCAACCGGUUGGCACCCAGCGGGAAGCCGGCGCUGGUGCAGAACAGGGGGGAGAAGCGCACGGCACACAACGCCAUCGAGAAACGCUACCGCUCCUCCAUCAACGACAAGAUUGUGGAGCUCAAGGACCUGGUGGUGGGCACCGAGGCCAAG